CACGAAAAUGCUCAGAUUGUAUGCGCAGUAGACCACGUGCGACGCGAAACCAACAUUCCAUAUUGGUGCAGAGAGUUGAUGGUUUACAAACAUUGAAUAAACGUAUUAAUAAGAAAAUAAAACAUCUGUCAAUUGCCAAAAACCGAUCCAUCGAAGGAUAGAAGUAAUAACGCGUCCCGAAAGAAAUUAUGAGUUCAAAUGAAUGCUUCAAAUGUCACAAAACUGGACAUUUUGCUCGUGAAUGUCCACAAAGUGACAGCCGUGGAAAUGGAAGACCCAGAGCAAUAAGCCGUGGAACUCGAUCUGAUAAUAGAGCCUUAUUAAGAGUGUCUUGCUAUAAUUGUGGAAAAACUGGACACAUUGCUAGAGAUUGUAGGGAACAAGAAAAAACUUGUUAUGUUUGUAAAAAGCAAGGCCAUAUCUCAAGAGAAUGUGAACAGGAUGAUCGAAAGUGUUAUGUUUGUGGAAAAAUUGGCCACAUAUCUCGUGAUUGUCCUGAUGGAGAUAAAGAUGAGCGCAAAUGUUACACAUGUGGUGGAUGUGGUCAUAUCAGUCGUGAUUGUCCACAAGCUGGAAAUACUGCUGAAGCUGAUGAUACAGUCUGUUAUCGCUGUAAUGAAAAGGGACACAUUGCCCGUAAUUGUCGUCCAUCUCGCAGCAGUAAGUGCUAUCAAUGUGGAGAAUUUGGUCAUAUUGCCCGUGAAUGUGAACUGAAAGCUUAAUCUUCCUUCUGCCCACGUCGCAGCCUAUUAGAAUGUGUUGGACCAAAGCACUGGAACGUCCAUGUGCCACAGCCUGGGUUGGAAACCUUUCCUUGUGGGCAGUCAGCUGUGCGCCAAGGAAGUCCCGAAUGUGUUUGAUGCCGGUGAGCCGUUUCUUCAUGUUGUCAAUCAAAUUUGUUAUUCCUGCCAGUGUGGUGGGGACAGUCAAAGGGACGAUGGGAGAUUGUUGACUGAUUUCCGUCAAUGUACAGAAAAUAAUUAUUUAAGGAAACGUUUAUAUACACAGGCUGCGUUUUCGAAAACUAAAUAAUAUAAAAUGACUGAAUGGAAAAGUCCAAUUCGUUACAGUAAAAUAAUCCGAUAUAUAUUUCUGGUAACGGUAAUGAAUACCGAAUUUCAAUUAAUUAUUUAUGUCUAGAUUAUGAAAGGAGUCUUGGUGAUGGUAAGAAAUAGGUUAAUUUGAGAUUCUACUUCAUUAUAAUUUAAAAUCAUAAAAAUAUCAUUGCACAUUUGACGGAACUUGUAGUAACAUUGUUCCUUUGAAGUACAAAGACGGGUGUUGGCACUUGUGGGAAUGGAAGUUGUCUUUGUUUUUCUCUCCUGAAGUAAUUAUUAGCCCUUUGAAUAAUGGAGAGGUAGAUGUGCAUAAAAUUUUGAUUUAGAAGUUGUUGUGAGAGAAAAUUUGUACAUAUUUUUGCUAUUAUCCAUUGAGAAAAAUAAUUGCAAUCAUUUUAAUCUCUGCAGAAAAUUUUUGUUUUACGAAGUAAUUAUGGGAAAAAGUAAUAACAAAUGAUAGAAAUUUGAUUAUAGUAUAUUAUUUUGUUAAUACAGGAAAUUCUAAUUGUUUGUUGACAGUGGCAGUUGUCAUUUUAAUGAAGUUUGAAUGAAGGAGGCGCGACUUAAGAAAUGUCAAUUUAAAAUUUUUACAAAAGUAUAGUUUUAAUUGAGUCAUUAAAAGAAUGCCAUAUAGCUGUUGGUGAACUAGAUAAUUUGUUUAGUCAUUAAAUGUUGUUAGUAGUACAAAUAUUUUUACAUUUUCAAUUUAUAAAAA
Molecule: messenger RNA, 1773 nt
Organism: Centruroides sculpturatus (bark scorpion)
Lineage: Eukaryota; Metazoa; Arthropoda; Arachnida; Scorpiones; Buthidae
Product: DNA-binding protein HEXBP-like
Exons: 5
Coding region: 189-722 (177 amino acids)
Biological process (GO): positive regulation of cytoplasmic translation
Cellular component (GO): cytoplasm
Molecular function (GO): zinc ion binding; mRNA binding; translation regulator activity
Source: RefSeq, a predicted model, not a curated record